Messenger RNA from Vicia villosa (hairy vetch), 2386 nucleotides. RefSeq lists its product as uncharacterized. Lineage: Eukaryota; Viridiplantae; Streptophyta; Magnoliopsida; Fabales; Fabaceae. Bases 137 to 1963 code for a protein of 608 amino acids. The transcript has 6 exons. The record is from RefSeq and is a predicted model, not a curated record.
AUCUAAUAAGAAUCAGAAUCAGUGUUGGACUAAGCAUAGUGAAAACAAGUUUCAAAUUUCAGUCACAUUCUUUUCUAAACCAAUUCAAUUUUAGGUUAACCGCAUUGUUUUGUUCUUUCGUUAACUGCAUUCUGUUAUGGCUGAAUCUUCACCUUCACCUUAUCUCUUUCGAUCCUUCUCCGUUCCCUCUGACACUAGUUGCGCACCACACGAGGGUAAUCCUCUUCGCGCUCUUGGAGAAUCUAUCUCUUUUGGGAGAUAUAUGUCCGAAAGCUUGAAUUGGGAGAAAUGGUCGGUAUUCACGCAAAACCGUUAUGUUGAGGAAGCUGAAAAGUAUUCCAAACCGGGUUCUGUUGCUGCUAAAAAAGCUUACUUUGAGGCUCAUUAUAAGAGAAAGGCAGCUGAGAAAGCUGCUGCGUUGGUUGAAGAAGCAAAUCGAAGUUUUGAAAGAAAAUGCGUUGAUGCACCUGCUCAGAUAAGGUCAGAAGCUGACGGCGUUGAGACGGCCAAUGAAGAGAUAAGUAAAGAUAUUGUUGAUUACCAAGUUGUUGAUUGUGAUGAUGAUACAAAGCGAUGCAAAUGGGAUGACGGAGAAACUGAUUUGGAGAUAAAAUCGGAAGCUGACAGCACUGAGAUAACCAAUAUAGAGGUAGAUAAAGAGACUAUUGUUUACCAAGUUGUUGAUCGUGAUGAUACAAACCGAUUUAAAUGGAAUGGCGAAGAAAAUGAUUUGGAGAUAAAGUUAGAAGCGGACAGCAUUGAGAUAACCGAUGUAGAAAUAAAUGAAGAUACUGUCGAUUACCAAGAUGUUGUUUGUGAUGAUUUAGACGUUCCCAAGGUGGAAGUAGCUGAGAAAGUCCUAUAUCCUUGCAAUGAUAUGAAUCUUAAUGUGGAAAGUUGCAUGUUAUAUGAUAAUUCUAAUCAGCUUGGACAUGUUGAAGUCCACAAGAAUACUGUCAUCUCCAUUGAAAAGAAGGCGCCUGAUCCUGGCACUACUGUUCAGGAAGGUUUGGCUUUGCCUGUCAAGGGAAGAGAAAUAAAUUCUUCUCCAAAAUCAUUGGCCAAAGCUACGGCUGAAAAACUGCCUCAUUCCCAUGAUCAAAGGAAAUCUUCUGCCGCUGUAUCACGUAGAAUUGGAAUAAUCAGUGGUUCGAAAUGUGAUAACUCUAUUGGAGGUGUAGUCGAGAAGAAGAGACUAACUGCACGGUCACUCCGCAGGUCGAUCAGUCUUCCUUCUGGCACUGGUGAAACAAGCAAAACAGCUGAUGCAGCUUUACGACCCAGAAAUGCCACAAACAGAUUUUUACCAAGUAAGAAUUCUGUAGGAAGCUUAGUUGAGAAUAAGAGAUUAGUUACAUCAUCACUUCACAUGUCGGUCAAUGUUCCAUCUGGCACUGAUGUAGCAAGUAAAACCACUACUGCGUCGGUUAAACCCAGAAAUGGAACUAACUUUGUUGCAAAAAGUUUGAAGUCUAUUGGAGCCUCAAUAGAGAAGAGACUAACCGCAAGGUCACUCCACAUGUCUAUCAAUCUCUCUUCUGGUGCUGGCGACACAACACGGUCUGCAACACAGGCAUCUCACGAUUUGUUAAAUCAAGCUCCAGCAAAUCUUCCUUCUCAAGGCAGAAGCUGUCUGAAAUCUUCCAGCAUCACCCAAAGCAGCCCCCUACUCCCUACCAAAUCAUUGCCUUUUAGAUUCAGAAGCGAAGAAAGAGCAAUAAAACGCAAACUUACUAAAGAAAGGAUGGAAGAAACUAAAACCAAGGUAGAAGAGAAAGUUCAAAUACAAAGGAAAGCAACUUCUAGUUCUAGUACAAUAAAAAACUUGGGAAAACUCCGGAAGCCUCCAAUUAGCACCAAUAAUUCCAAACGUAUUACAGAGAUAAAUAACCGACCAAGGCAAUCAGGAACUUCAGUAUCAAAUACCUCAUGGGAAAAUGCUUCUCCAAAUAUUCAGCAUUGAGAACAUGAAAUUGGUUAUAUCUGAGACUGUCUUUUGAAGAACAUGCUGUCAAAUAUAGUAUACUACCAAGUUAGUACACCCGUUGUUAUCGUUUGAUUGUAAGAGGAUCUUUUGGAGGUCCAUUUCGUGAUAUGCUUACACAUUUAGAAGGAAAAUUUUGUAGACUUUUUUUCCCUUUUAGUAAAUCUGUUACUCAGUUUAGGCUAUAUACACCUAAAGGCUAUAUGCCUAGAGGUAAAUAGGGGGCAUGAAUAUUCUUUAGUUAGCAUUAAUUUGCAUGGAUAAACUACCAUUGUUUUUUGUUUUUGAAAAAUAAAUAAAUUUGCUAGUGGCUCACCACUUUGCGACUAACCAUUCGAAUCGUAAGCUACAAGAACAUAAAUAUUUUGCUGGGAAUGUAUUAGAAGAAUCUUUUCCUUAUAA